CACCCAGACGAGUAGCCCCGCCCCUGGUACAAAUGCAGGGGCGCGACACGUGAUUCUUAUACCAAAAUCCAGUAUGGCGGAAUCUGUCAGUGAGUGAAAUCAACGGUGGCGCACUCUCCAACGGGAAUUAAAAUAUCUUGCAUUUUUCAGCUUGGAGUAACCGCCUCGCAAAGCAGGUUGUGAAUACAAUAAUACAUAAAGCAGCCCCCUGACUUGUCGUACUUGGAUUGGAUUAUCCGUGCCUGGAGGACGGGUGUGUUGGUGAACGAAGCCCCCCCCCAGAGUUUAUGCAGUGGAUGGUUUCUCCCUUGUAUGUAUCCGAGGAGCAGUGUGGCUCGAAGAGCUGAGCUUUUCUGUUGGGUUUUCUCUCCCCCCUGGAAAGACCGACCCAGUGGAGUCUCCAGGACGCCCUUCAAUGAUGAGCUCCCAAAGCCAAUCCCCAGAUGGACUUUCCAGCAGUGAGUACCCUUUGGGGCUUCUGAAGCCAUCUCAAGGCAACCACAUCCAGUCUUCUGUUGAUGUGAGCACAGCACUGCCCCUGCAAGUCCCCCAAGCUGCAAUCCCCAUGGACCUCCGGGUGGAUCACCAGUUCUCCCUGCCCUCUGCGGACCCUAACCUGCGGGAGAAGCAGCUGCAGCAGGAGCUCCUGGCUCUCAAGCAGAAGCAGCAGGUCCAGAGGCAGCUUCUCAUCGCUGAGUUUCAGCGGCAGCAUGAGCAGCUCUCCCGCCAACACGAGGCCCAGCUACAGGAGCAUGUCAAGCAUCAGCAGGAGAUGCUGGCUCUGAAGCACCAACAGGAGCUGAUGGAGCACCAACGCAAGCUAGAGAAACACCGCCAGGAGCAAGAGAUGGAGAAGCACCAGAGAGAACAGAAACUGCAGCUUCUCAAGAACAAGGAGCGCGGCCAAGAGAGUGCAGUAGCCAGCACAGAGGUGAAGAUGAAACUCCAAGAGUUUGUGUUGAAUAAGAAGAAGGCUUUAGCUAAGAGAAACCUGAACCACUGCAUGCCGAAUGACCCUCGCUUCUGGUAUGGGAAAACCCAGCACAGUUCUUUGGAUCAGAGCUCCCCACCCCAGACUGGGAUGUCUGCCACUUUCAAUCACCCGCUCUUGGGGAUGUAUGAUCCCAAAGAUGACUUCCCCCUCCGAAAAACAGCAUCUGAACCUAACCUGAAGCUGCGUUCUCGACUAAAACAGAAGGUAACAGAGAGAAGGAGUAGCCCUUUGUUACGGAGGAAAGACUGCCCAGUCACAGCUGCAAAAAAGCGGCCAAUUGAUGUUGCAGAAUCAGCCUGCAACAGUGCCCCUGGAUCUGGACCAAGUUCUCCAAAUAACAGCUCGAACAACAUCACUACAGAGAACGGGAUUGCAGGAUCUGUUAGCAACAGCCUAGCCAAGCCCACCUUGGCUCGCAGGCUGGUGAAUCGGGAAGGAUCGAUGGCACAGUUGUCUCUGUACACGUCGCCUUCUCUACCCAACAUCACAUUAGGAUUGCCAGCCACCGGGCCGUCCAGUACUGCCUCAGGACAGCAGGAAGGUGACCGCCUGGCCAUGCCUGCACUCCAGCAGGGGCUCUCCAGAACCACUCCCUUCAUCCCCGGUACCCACCUGUCCUCCUACCUGGGCGCCGCUGCACUAGAGAGGGACGGGGGGAAUGCACAUAACCCUCUCCUACAGCACAUAGUCCUGCUGGAGCAGUCCACUGCACAAAACCCCCUGUUGACAGACUGGUAUGUUUCAGGCCUCGGGGCCUUGCCCCUCCACGCACAGUCCCUGGUGGGUGGCGGUGAACGGGUCUCCCCCACCAUACACAAGCUGAGGCAGCACCGCCCGCUAGGCCGCACGCAGUCCGCCCCCUUGCCCCAGAAUGCACAGGCCCUACAGCAGCUCGUCAUCCAACAUCAGCACCAGCAGUUCCUGGAGAAACACAAGCAGCAGUUCCAGCAGCAGCAGCUGCACCUCAACAAGAUGAUCCCAAAGCCAAGCGAGCCGAGCCGGCAGCACGAGAGCCACCCUGAGGAAACAGAGGAGGAGCUGCGGGAACACCAGGCCCUGGCGGACGAGCCCUUCCGAGACCGAGCCCCCAAAGAGGGGCAGCCCCGCCUCGUCCAGGUCAAGCAGGAGCCUCUGGAGAGCGAAGAGGACGCUCAGCAGCAGCAGCAUCAGCAGCAACAACAACAUGAAGAGCUGGAACACAGGCAGAGGCAGGCAGAGCAGGAGGGGCUGUUCAGUCAGCAAGCCUUGUUACUGGAACAGCAACGCAUCCACCAGCUGAGAAACUACCAGGCGUCGAUGGAGGCGGCCGGGAUCCCCAUCAGCUUCGCGGGGCACCGGCCCCUCUCCAGAGCCCAGUCCUCCCCUGCCUCAGCUACCUUCCCCAUCUCUGUGCAGGAGCCACCCACCAAGCCUCGAUUCACCACCGGUCUGGUGUACGACACACUCAUGCUGAAGCACCAGUGCAUGUGUGGCAACACCAACACACACCCAGAGCACGCCGGGAGGAUCCAGAGCAUAUGGUCUCGGCUUCAAGAGACUGGCCUUCGAAACCAGUGCGAGUGUAUUCGUGGAAGGAAGGCAACGUUGGAGGAGCUGCAGACAGUUCACUCGGAGCCCCACGUCCUGCUCUACGGCACAAACCCGCUCAACAGGCAGAAAUUAGACAGUUCUUUGACCCCCAUGUUUGUGAGGCUCCCCUGCGGCGGAGUUGGAGUAGACAGUGACACGAUUUGGAAUGAGGUGCACUCAUCCAGCGCUGCAAGGUUAGCUGUGGGCUCUGUGGUCGAGCUGGUCUUCAAAGUAGCCUCUGGAGAGCUAAAGAAUGGCUUUGCUGUGGUCCGGCCCCCUGGACACCAUGCUGAGGAGAGCACCCCCAUGGGGUUCUGCUACUUCAAUUCUGUGGCAAUUGCUGCCAAGCUCUUGCAACAGAGACUGAAUGUUAGCAAGAUCUUAAUAGUCGACUGGGAUGUUCACCAUGGCAACGGCACCCAGCAAGCCUUCUACGACGACCCCAACGUGCUGUACCUUUCACUGCAUCGCUAUGACGACGGCAACUUUUUCCCAGGCAGCGGUGCUCCCGACGAGGUUGGCAGCGGCCCUGGGGCUGGAUUUAAUGUUAACAUUGCAUUCACUGGUGGUGUGGACCCUCCAAUGAGCGACGCAGAAUACCUUGCAGCUUUCAGAACUGUGGUAAUGCCCAUUGCGAACGAGUUUGCUCCCGACGUGGUGCUGGUUUCUUCAGGAUUCGAUGCGGUCGAGGGACACCCAUCUCCACUCGGAGGGUACAGCGUCACUGCAAAGUGUUUUGGCUACCUGACAAAGCAGCUGAUGGGAUUGGCUGGGGGCCGCGUGGUGCUUGCUUUGGAAGGGGGUCAUGACCUCACCGCCAUUUGUGAUGCAUCCGAAACAUGUGUUUCUGCUUUAUUGGGAAACAAGCUCAGUCCCAUUCCACAAGAGGUGUUGCAGCAAAGGCCAAACCCAAAUGCUGUACAAUCCAUGGAAAAGGUCAUUGAGAUACAUGGUAAAUACUGGCGCUCUCUCCAGCGCCAUGCCUCCACUGUGGACUAUUCUCUCAUUGAAGCUCAGAAGCGCGAGACAGAAGAAGCAGAGACAGUCACAGCCAUGGCCUCCCUGUCGGUGGGAGUCAAAAGCAUGGAGAAAAGGUCACAAGAUGAGCCAAUGGAGGAGGAGCCACCCCUGUAACAGCAGACCGAGCCUUUCCUUGCGUUCCUGAUCCAGAGUCUCUUGCAUCUCUUGCAAGAAAGUCAAUUUUAUUUUUUCCCCUCGUUACGCCAACAUCCUCUUAUGGUGUUUCAUCUGGGAUCCGGCAACAAACGAGUGUGGGAGCUGUGAACGGAUGGAAGAAAACAAUAUAUUAUUCUAGAAAGCAACACGUUCAUUCUGUAGUACGUUCUGAAAUAAAGGGGCAGCCAGCCGACGCAUUGGGCAGAGUAUAUGGACAGUUAAAAAAAAACAAACAAUAGAGAUAUAUAUGUAGGUGUGAAAGCUGGAGCUUAUAACUUUACCUUUGGUUCAAUGUUCAAGGCAGAAUGACUUAAUACUUGUGGUUUUCUUUUUUUUGGAUCUUAUUCAGAGACAUUUGUUAGCUCUUAAAAAUAAACUAAAAGACAUUGCCAUGAUUGUUUGAAAAAAAAAAAUAAUAAUUAAGACACUUUCCAAGAAAGAGGAUACAGCUGAGGGAGUGGGCUUCAGGCUGCAAUUUGAUGAAAGAGUUUGAAGAAUGAGAGUUUGUGCCUUUUUUUGACCUGAUGGAUUUCUUGAUGAAUUCAGAAGUACAAUGCCUUAAACAAGUGACGUAACAGAAUGAUUCUUCAUCUUUCUUUCUUUUUCACACACACACGAUAUGAGCGCCCAAAGCACGCCGUUGGACUAAACUCUUCAGCAUGUUUACGAGGAAAAGUGGUGUAGCCAACAGCUUGCGUUUCAGAACUUUAUUUUUUUCUUUAACUGUUAUAUUAAAAACAAUACAUACAUAAAAUAACCAUUUGUAAGGUAGUUGCCAGUUAAGGGGCAAACAUUGUUGGUAUAAAAACACUUUAUAAAACUACAGUUAGCGUAGGCCUGUGUAGAUUUAAGAUAUAGAAACUUGACCAAAUACUUUUUUUUUUUUUUUUUUUAAAGCAUGUACUGUAUAAGAGUGACUUGUCUUUUGCAAAUUAGAAUGCCUUUUAAAAAGUAAUAAGAAUAAUACAAAACAACCAAAGCAUGAAAGUUUGCUUCUCGCUCUUUAUUCCAUGAAUACUGCAAGCUAUAAAGCAAGGCUUUUUCCUUUAUGAACAAACUAACAAAGUAUAUAGGAAUAUUUUUUAAACAAUGUACUGCGUACAUGGCAAUAUUUAUAUGCCAGACCUUCCAACCUAUAACAUCACAGCAUACUGUAUAUGCAAGGUGUUUUGUAAAUUGAUAUAGUCAGGGUUAUAAUGAUGCUGGAAUGUAACCUUGAUUAGUUAAACACAAAUUGCAACUGAAAUUCCAUGUGCUGGAAAGAUCUAAGUGUAUUUCCAAAGGUUUGGAAGUUUCUUUGACCAGAACCAUCUUGUGAGAGAUUCUUAUUUUACUGGUGAAACAAAAGUAAUAGAUAAAUAUUUUACUUAUUCGUGGCUUGCCUCAAUUUGACAUAUUUCACAGCGGUGUCAGACAGUACUGAGCAUGUAUACGUCACUUGGCGUAAAUCAGGACGUCUCUUGAUGACACUGCAGGUCACUGCGAGGGUGUUUGGGAUUUUAGCGUGGCAGGACCAUACACAGAAAAUGAGAUGCACGAGUUAAACAGUGUAUGCAGUCUAUAAUCACAUGUACAGAGAUUGCUAACCCCGCUUUACCAGGGAGCGUAAGAAACUGGAGACCAACUUUUAAAACCCAACUUAUGUUGAGCAACUUGGCAACUACCUUAAAUCAUAUUUUUACUGGAUAUUGAGUUUGAUCAUGAUGUAUGUUUAUUAUUACUGCGUUUUACAGAUUUUUGGGGGGUGAAAAUGCCAGAUUUUAUUUUUCACCCCCUUCUCAAAAGUUCCCUUUUAUCAGUAAUGUGUUGUUUUUAUGUCAUUGAUCUUCUUGUAUGAUGCUUUUACCUAUGCUUUUUUUUUUUUUACUUUUUUUUUUUUUUUUUCUUUUGGUUUUCUUCCUGUACAGUUGAGAACGCAUUUCUGCAGGCUUAAAAGAACGGGCAGCAGUUUUUGCUCACAAGUUUUCAGAAAGCGGAAUUUUAAUGUGCUUGUGGGAGGGGGAAGGGGGAAGAUUGUUUCUACUUUGUAUAAUGAUUCCAACAGUUGUGUAUUUACUAUAGGUUCUGUUCAUUGUAGAUUUAUAUAAAAAUGCAGUCUUGUUAAAAUAAAUAGUAUUGCAAAUUGAUAUUCUACACUCAUUAACUCAAGCUAGUAGAGAUGCUCUUACUGGUGUUUUUCACAGCACUGCUGUAGGCUGUAACAGAUUAAGGGAGAUUGUGUUAAUUGUUUGGUUUUAAUUUAGUGUAUUUAUUUUUUCCCCUCAUGAAAAUACAGCUUUUGGCUGCAAAAAUUGGCUUCACAGUUGAACACUGGUAGUAUUUUCAAGUAAAAAAAUAAAAAAUAAAAAAUAAGCUCUACACAAAAUAAAAAUAGGCUGGCAGGCAGGAAAUACUUUAGGGAGUGUACAACCGACAGAAGGGUCGUAGCAUGCGAUUUCUUUUUCAUUUUCAUUGAGCAAGUAAACAAUUUGCAUUCCUGGGUUUGAAAUUGGAGCCGCCUUGUUGAAUUUUACUAGAAGCGUAAUGUGCUAGAAGGCCUUUUCUGUCUUCUAUUCCACAAUGUAAAAUACACUACCAUUGUAUUUUGAAAUGUUUUGAACUAAACAUGGUCAGUUGUUUAUGAUGUACUUUUCCACAAAUCCUGAUUGUUUUUAGAAAUGUGGACCUCUUUUUUUAUGAACCACUUCGCUGCUUGUUAUUUUAUAUAUUUAUAU
This is a messenger RNA of Acipenser ruthenus (sterlet), 6453 nucleotides long. Its product is annotated as histone deacetylase 4-like. Gene Ontology annotation, molecular function: histone deacetylase activity. Gene Ontology annotation, cellular component: histone deacetylase complex. NCBI's taxonomy places the organism in Eukaryota, Metazoa, Chordata, Actinopteri, Acipenseriformes, Acipenseridae. Gene Ontology annotation, biological process: negative regulation of transcription by RNA polymerase II; chromatin organization. The transcript has 27 exons. Bases 416 to 3697 code for a protein of 1093 amino acids. The record is from RefSeq and is a predicted model, not a curated record.